AUGGCAUCUUUCGAACCCGUGUCGCCGUCAACCUCACCGUCUGAUUGGAGAUGGCUAGCUAUGGAAUCCGACGCGAUAAAACUUCUACGCAAGAUUUGGGAGUGCCACCCGGCACAGAAUCCAAUUAUUUCCAUAACCGGGGAAUACGCCUUCUUCAACCAUGUCAGAUCAGCGCAGUAUCCGAAGACUCUGGAGGUUUGCGUAUACGAACCUACACACGACCGGGUGACAGCACGGUCGAGUUUGGACCAGUGUCUAAAAGCUCUGAAGAAGCACAAUGCGGUAGGGGAUGACGGCCGAAGAAUAGUGGAAUAUUACGAGAAAGAAGGGUUUCAACACUGCACGGUUCAACUUGUGCUAAGCUUGGCCAGCGACCUGCCAUCCACACCGAGCAUUGGGUGUUCCGCAUUUUUGGACCGCAACCCAGACCUUCCAUACGUUAUGGAAGAAGAUCUACUUGUAUACAUCAUGAAAAAAGUAGCCGGGAGGCAGUUGGAGGACCGGGAUCUUUGCAAACAAGAGGCUGGGCAGGCCUACCAACUUGCCGAGGCCAUAAAAACGAAAAACCGUCGCGGCGUCGAAACGAAUCCCCCGAUCUACCUCAAUCUCGAACAAUACCAGGUCUUUGAUUCAGCGGUGGGGACUUUUGCCAAAUAUGCUAUCAAAGAUGAACCUUGGUGGAGGCGAGCCAUAGGGGCCAAAGUUGCUCUCGUCGCUGGCGCCGAUACUGUGAAUGGGCAUGCCAUGGUCGAGCACCUUAUCCGCACGCCGGAGAGCGACUGGGGGAAGAUAAUAAUCACGGCGAGGCAGCCCCUUCGGGCUUAUUGGCCUGACCCAAGGAUCGAGUUUGUGACUCUAGACCUCCGCCAGUCGCCCGAUGAUCUAGCCUCGCUUAUGCCUGAUUCUUGCUACAAGAUCUCCCACGCCUACUACGCUUCCCGCCACGAAGAGGACCCUGAUAUGUUCGGAAAUUUCUUGGGCGCAAUCAACCUGAAAGCAAAGGAUACUCUGCAAAGGGUGUCCCUUCAAACAGCAGGCAAGCCCAUGCUUGGCCGCUUACAGCAUUCAGGCUAUCAAAGAAUCCAAGAAAACCGCCUAGCUGCUAUCCAGAGCGGUCGACCUUGGUCCACCAAUAUAAUACACCCCAGUUGCGUUGUGGGCUUCUGCCCUGAAGCCCCCGCCAGUUCGCCCGCCCUGACAUUAGCAUUAUACUACAUCAUCUGUAAGGCGAUCAAUGAAACUCCCCAUAUCCCUGACAGCCGCUAUGCGUACUACACUCUACAAGAGAAUUCGUACGCGCCGAGCCUAGCCGCGAUGACCAUCUGGGCCAGCACCACCCACGCCGCCGCCAACAAGACAAUCCAGCAUGCGAACGGAGACCAGUUCUACUGGCGAUACCUCUUUCCCCGCGUCGGCGAGCACUAUGAUCUCACGGUGCCCGAGACCUCGGCCUCCACGGCGACGGACAGCAUCGCUGCGCGGCCGUGUGCUCAGUUCCGGAUGUCCGACUGGGCAGUUGGCAAGAAGGUGGUUUGGGCGAACAUUUGUGCGCGGUGCGGAGGGUCGCUUGAGGCCUUUGACUGGGCUGAUUGGUCGUUGUUUGACUGGGGUGAUGCGGAGGAAGCCCCGACGUGGAACUCGCGGGUUGCCGCCAUGCGGCUGGGUUGGGAUCGCCGUGUCGACUCCCCCCAAGCAUGGGUUAAGACGAUCAUAUCAUUUGAGAAUGCCGGCAUUCUACCCCGCCCGAGUGAUUUGCCUUAA
Messenger RNA from Aspergillus mulundensis, 1761 nucleotides. RefSeq lists its product as uncharacterized. The transcript is spliced from 6 exons. Bases 1 to 1761 code for a protein of 586 amino acids. NCBI's taxonomy places the organism in Eukaryota, Fungi, Ascomycota, Eurotiomycetes, Eurotiales, Aspergillaceae. The record is from RefSeq and is a predicted model, not a curated record.